UUGGUUCCAUUUCCGGUAAGUUUUGUGCUCCCCUUCCCCGUCUUCAGGCUGACGGCCCAGAGGAGCGUGGAGGACGCGGAGGAAAUAGAGCGGGAGCGGCGCCGGAGGGCCCGGGAGGCUCUGCGUCAGGGGAACGGCGCCCCCCCGCCCGGGGAGCCGUCCCCAGAGAGGGGGGGACCGGCCGAGAACAUGUUUGACAGUGACCUGAAGCCCAACGGCUUCCCCUCCCUGGAUGAGGACGAGGGGUUCAGCGACUGGACUCAGCUCAGAGAGAGACGAAGGCAGCAGCGCCUGCAGGAGCUGAACCAGGGCGCUGAGGAAGAGGAGGAGGAGGAAGAGGAGGAGGACACGAGGAAGAAAUCUGCCCCUACAAAGGCCAAACAGCUCUCCAACACGGCCUUCGGUCAAACCCAGAGAGAAGAUCGGGAUGAGACAGACACGCCCAGAAAGGAAACGGAAAAAAAGAAGGAGUUUGAAAAGACAGAAACGGAGAAAAGUGGGGAAGAAAAGGAAGAGGAACAAAGGAGGAUGACUAUGAAUGCAUCGAUACCAAAAAGGAGCAAUGAGAUCCAAAGAGCACACACUGAGGUGGCAAAAAGGAAAGAAGUCAAAGUUUCCUAUACAUCAAAAGUUUUGCUUCGCCAAGAGGUCAAACACGGCGUCGUCAACGGCGACGGGACCACCGCGGAAGUGACAUCACACACCAGGAAGUCAAACAGAUCCAACAGUGUAUCGAGCGACGGGGACGAGACGUUUAGUCCCUUUAGUCCCAAAGUUUCAACUCACAAGAUCACAGAGAGGACAGAGUCUCUAAACCGCUCACUGAAGAAAAGCAACAGCUUCAAGAAGACGCAACCUCUCGUUCUGCUGGCCAAGAUCGAUGACCGGAUGGAGCAGUAUGCCCACGCAGUGGAGAACUCUCAGGAACCUCGGCCAGUGAGAGCAUCCCUCAGCGACCUUCCCAACUCGCCGGAAGUGGUUUCCUCCACAAAAGGCCUGUUUGAAGCUGGAGAGGCCUGGAGCCAGAGUCCGAGCAAAGGACCAACCUGCAAGGACACAGAGGGCCUGAAGGUGGGCGUGGCCAGUUUGAUCACCCAUUGGGUGAAAGGCUCUUCAGAUGCCGGCGGCAAACAGUUGAACUGUAGACCCUCUGAUGUCAAGCAUGGAGAUGUGAUGCAGAAGAAAAACAUGUGGGAGAUCAUUGGAGAUGCAUCAGGGAAGCCAGAGCAGAGAAACAAGGGUUCAACAGCCAGUAAAAAGUACAAGUUCGUCGUCACCGGUCAUGGCAAAUACGAGAAGAUUUCUGUGGAUGACCAGUAG
Messenger RNA from Menidia menidia (Atlantic silverside), 1320 nucleotides. The record is from the annotation of a GenBank genome assembly. Lineage: Eukaryota; Metazoa; Chordata; Actinopteri; Atheriniformes; Atherinopsidae.